Molecule: messenger RNA, 4955 nt
Organism: Heterocephalus glaber (naked mole-rat)
Lineage: Eukaryota; Metazoa; Chordata; Mammalia; Rodentia; Bathyergidae
Gene: Frmd4b
Product: FERM domain containing 4B
Biological process (GO): establishment of epithelial cell polarity
Cellular component (GO): bicellular tight junction; cytoskeleton; adherens junction
Source: RefSeq, a predicted model, not a curated record
CGCUCGGCUGGCGGGCGGGGUGGACACUGGGCUUCUGUGUGCCAGCCGCAGCCGUGGGCUGGCGGGCGCCCAAUCCUGGGGCAUGUCGCCUGCGCCUGGCCAGGACGCACGCUGAGAGCCGAGUUUGGUGGCAGGCUUGGCCCCGUGCUGUCCCAGCAGAAGCCGGCGCCGGGAGCCACGGACGGGCCGCAGUGUCAGGGCUGCAGCUGCGGAAGCCUGGGACGCCCGGGCUCGGCGGGCAGGAGACGGCAUGGCCUCGGUGUUCACUUGCGGGGUGGAGGACCUGCUGUUCAGCGGCAGCCGCUUCGUGUGGAACCUGACCGUGUCCACGCUGCGGAGAUGGUACACGGAGAGGGUACGGGCGUGCCACCAGGUGCUGCGGACGUGGUGCGGGCUGCGGGACGUGUACCAGAUGACAGAAGGCAGGCACUGCCAGGUGCACCUCCUGGAUGACAGGAGACUGGAGCUGCUGGUUCAGCCCAAACUUUUAUCGAGGGAAUUGCUGGACCUCGUGGCUUCGCAUUUCAACCUGAAAGAAAAGGAAUAUUUUGGAAUAACAUUUAUAGAUGACACAGGUCAGCAGAACUGGCUGCAGUUAGAUCACCGGGUUCUUGACCAUGAUUUGCCCAAGAAGCCAGGCCCAGCAGCUUUGCACUUCGCUGUCAGGUUUUACAUUGAGAGCAUAUCGUUUCUAAAGGAGAAAACCACCGUGGAGCUGUUUUUCCUGAAUGCAAAGACCUGUGUGCACAAGGGUCAAAUAGAAGUGGACAGCGAGACCAUCUUCAAGUUAGCAGCCCUGGUUUUGCAGGAAGCCAAGGGAGAUUAUACCAGUGAUGAAAAUGCUAGGAAAGAUUUAAAGACGCUGCCAGCCUUCCCGACGAAAACUCUCCAGGAGCACCCUUCCCUGGCGUACUGUGAGGACAGAGUAAUUAAGCAUUAUCUGAAAAUCAAAGGUUUGACUCGAGGACAGGCUGUGGUUCAGUAUAUGAAAAUAGUAGAAGCUCUACCAACUUACGGAGUCCAUUACUAUGCAGUAAAGGAUAAACAAGGACUUCCUUGGUGGCUUGGAAUCAGCUAUAAAGGAAUUGGCCAGUAUGAUUUGCAAGAUAAGGUGAAGCCUCGGAAGUUAUUCCAAUGGAAGCAGCUGGAGAAUUUAUAUUUUCGUGAGAAAAAAUUUGCUGUUGAAGUUCACGAUCCACGAAGGAUUUCAGUGUCCAGGAGAACCUUUGGGCAAAGCGGCCUCUUUGUGCAGACCUGGUAUGCAAACUCUUCUCUCAUCAAGUCCAUCUGGGUAAUGGCCAUUAGCCAGCACCAGUUUUACCUGGACCGGAAGCAGAGCAAAGCAAAAAUUCCUUCAGCCAGGAGUUUAGAUGAUAUUGCCAUGGAUCUAACAGAGACAGGAAUGCAAAGGGCAUCUAAACUGGUGACACUGGAGGCCAAAAGUCAUUUCAUCAUGGCCAGCAAUGGCAGCUUAAUAUCUUCAGGUUCUCAAGACUCAGAAGUCAGUGAAGAGCAAAAGCGGGAGAAAAUCCUAGAGCUCAAGAAGAAGGAGAAAAUACUGCAAGAAAAACUCCUUAAAAAAGUUGAGGAGCUGAAGAAGAUCUGUUUGCGCGAGGCUGAGCUCACAGGCAAAAUGCCAAAGGAAUAUCCGCUGAACAUAGGCGAGAAGCCUCCUCAGGUCAGGAGGCGUGUGGGGACCGCAUUCAAGUUAGACGACAACUUGCUGCCAAGCGAGGAGGAUCCGGCUUUACAAGAACUGGAGAGCAAUUUUCUAAUACAGCAAAAGCUGGUUGAAGCUGCAAAGAAACUUGCCAGUGAGCCAGACCUUUGCAAAACUGUGAAGAAAAAACGAAAGCAAGAUUACAUGGAUGCAGUAAAAAAGCUCCAGGAGAUUGAAAACGCAAUAAAUGAAUACCGAAUUCGAUGUGGAAAGAAACCCAGCCAGAAAGCAACAGAAGACAUCAUCCCAUCAGAGAGUAGCUCCUUGUCUGACACUGCCUAUGAUGAUCCCAAUGAUGCCUUCAGUCCUGCUGGGCAGCGACCAAGUUCAGUACCCCAUUCUCCAAGAAUUCUUCCCCCCAAAUCUCUCGGUAUUGAGCGAAUCCAUUUCAGAAAGUCAUCCAUCAGUGAACAGCUUGGGGAUACCAGGCAGUCCAGAGAAAUGUUGUCAACACACAGCAGUCCUUACAAAACCCUGGAGAGGCGGCCCCAAGGUGGCCGGAGCGUGCCCACCACACCAGUCCUCACCCGCAACGCCUACAGCAGCAGCCACUUGGAACCUGAAUCUGCAUCUCAGCACUGCCGCCAGCGGAGUGGGAGCCUCGAGUCUCAGUCCCACCUGCUCUCCGAGAUGGAUGAGAAACCAUUUUUCUCCCUGUCCAAAUCCCAAAGAAGCAGCAGCACCGAGAUCCUAGAUGAUGGGUCUUCCUACACUAGCCAGUCAAGCACGGAGUAUUACUAUGUGACACCUGCUGCCGCGGCUGGACCCUAUUACACCACCCAGACUCUGGACACACGUGCCAGGGGUCGGAGAAGGUCAAGGAAACAGAAUGUUGCUGCUUCCAAUUCAGGAAGCAUGCCCAACCUGGCACAGAAGGAGAGUGUGAGGAAUGGGGUCUACCCAAAGAGUCAGGAGCCACCCUCUUAUAGUUACUAUAUCUCUGGGUAUGCGCCAUAUGCAGAGUGUGACCUGUAUUACAGCGGUGGCUACGUCUAUGAGAAUGACACUGAGGGACAGUACAGUGUCAAUCCUUCCUACCGAUCCUCAGCCCACUAUGGAUACGACUGCCCAAGGGACUAUAGCAGAUCCUUCCAUGAAGAUGAGGUGGACCGCGUACCUCAUAACCCGUAUGCAACUCUACGGCUGCCCAGGAAGGCUGCUGUGAAAUCUGAGCACAUCACCAAAAAUAUCCACAAGGCCUUAGUUGCAGAGCACCUGCGUGGCUGGUAUCAGCGGGCCUCUGGGCAGAAAGAUCAGGGGCACAGCCCCCAGACAAGCUUUGACUCUGACAGAGGAUCCCAGAGAAGCCUGGGGUUUGCUGGGUUGCAGGUCCCCUGUUCUCCAAGCAGCCGAGCGUCCUCCUACUCUUCAGUGUCUUCUACAAAUGCUUCUGGGAACUGGAGGACCCAAGUGACAGUAGGACUCUCUGACUAUGAGACUCCAGCACAUUCUCCUUACACCAGCUGCUAUGGCAAUGUCUAUAAUGCUUUGCCCUCUCCAAGCAGGCCAUACACAGAGACCGGGCACCUGGGCAGCAGUGCAGAUGGAAGCCAGUUGGAGGACGGCCUGGAGAGUAGUGAGCAGAGGCUCUUUUGGCAUGAAGAUUCAAAGCCUGGAACAUUAGUCUGAACUGCAGUUGGACUUCUGGACCUGGCACUGCAUUCUCACACUGGUGUGCCUUGCAAAAUGUAUUCGUCUUCCCAGGAGGCUGUUGGCUUUAGGAACUUAAAGGCAUCCGAGGUUGCAGAAAUGACUCGCAUUGCCCUAGAAAGGAACCACACACUAAGCCCCAAGAGCCCCUAAAUGAGGACGUGCCUUUCAAAAUCCAGGCACUAACCUGACACCAAGAUCUGACCCCCUGUGAAACCCCUGCCAAGAGAGGACUCAGUUUGAAGCCCUUAUCUGUAGCAAGCACUUUUGAACGGAACAAAAAUUGUCAAAGGCAAACCUCCAAUCUGUGAAAGUGUGUUUGUGUGUGUGUGUGUGUGUAUGUGGGGGGAGGGGGUCCCCUUGGAAAGAAGGGCAGGGCAGAUUUCAGAGCACAAUUCAGAAUGAUGACAGAAGGGAAACCAUGACAGAAGCUCCUAAACUGUAGCUCACCAACAAGAAGUUUGAAUUUGUGAGCUGACGAAGAAUACCAUGCUGUUUCUACAUGGACUUGGACAAUUUAGGCAGUAUUGGAAAAUUACUUGAAGAGAAGUCAGAUUUUCAGGAAGUUUUGAAUGAGUGUAAAUGUUUUGAGGAGUUAUAGUGAUGCUUUUCAUAAGCACCAUAAUAUGGGUUCUAGACAGACUUCUUGCUGUAGCAUCCCGUAAUAUGACUUUAUGGCAGCAGAUUGGGGAAAAUGAAGCAGCCCACAAAUAAGUGACAAACUCUGCUUGUACUUUUCCCAUUCCCAGGUACCUUAUCCCUGAGCUCCUGCUUUCUUUCUCCACCACUUGCAUGAUGAGCUGCUACUCAGACUGGUCACUCUCUACCUUGGUUUCACUUGAAAUGGCAGAGUUGGUGGGGAAAGUUGUCACAAUCAUGAGUUUGGAAAAGUAUCUUAAGGUGGUACAAAAAGGGGCCCAAACGACAACAAAACAAAGCUACAUAAUUGUAAAUGGAUUGUGUGCCUUAAAAUGGUGAACAUUAGAAAAUUCAACAUAAUUGUCUGGAUUCCACGAGUAGUUGUGAGUCACCAAGUGACAAAAACAAGAUUAGUAUUUUUAAAAAGACUCCAAGCUGCAGUGGAUUGGAUUAUGAGGCUAACACUACCUCAUACUUUCCUUGGAAGAACUGAUGAGCUAUGGUUUUGUUUUCUUUUUCUUUUUUAGAACAAAUUAUUUCCUUCUUCCGGAUUGGUCUUUGUCAUCUUGACUGCUUUAGAAUUCCAUGAAAGGUGCUUCUGGCCCCGUCCCCUUUUAUACAAGUUACUUGUUCAUAUUGUGAAUAGAGAAGUUUCUGAACAACUUUUUUGAACACCGUUUUCUAUCUGUAUUCCAAAGCAUGUAAUAUAUACAUAAAAAUGAUUUGUUAAACUGGUCCUUACUCAUUUGUAUCAUUAGAAAUGAAGUUUGGGGAAAAUUUUUGGGAAAAAAAGCCACAAGCAAAAAAAUAACUUAUUCCUUUUUGCAUAUUUGUAUAGCCUUCUAGAAACAGAAAUACCCUUUUGCAUAUUCUUUUACUGUUCUGAUUGUUUCAGACCUAUUAUUUUUUUACGUAGUUCAAUAAACUCAAAGCGUGCUACUGAAAA